Messenger RNA from Acanthosepion pharaonis, 522 nucleotides. The record is from the annotation of a GenBank genome assembly. NCBI's taxonomy places the organism in Eukaryota, Metazoa, Mollusca, Cephalopoda, Sepiida, Sepiidae.
AUGUACAUGUAUUACCAUUUCCCAUCAACUUUUCUCGAAAACGUCGCCGAGGAAGAGAAGUUACGGUAUCGAAAGAAAAGAUAUGAGAAUUACCAGAAAGCUGAACCAUAUCGACGUGGCCCUGGGGAACAAGGGGAACGUCUAGUGCUGACAGGGGAACAUGCCGAAAAAGCUAAACUCGUAGCUAGAAAAGAAGCUUUCAAUUUAGUUGCAAGUGACAUGAUUGCCCUGGACCGGAGUUUACGAGACAUAAGAGAUUCAAGGUAUCAGUUGCCUUGUCAGUUUUUUCUUAUUAUUCAGAAAAUCUUCCAGACUCUUUGCAAGAGAAGAACAAUGAAAUUUCUGGCCUACCUUGAUCACUCCUGCCUACCAUGUCUUGUCUUUGGGUAUUCUCUAUCUUUUUUUCUCUUUUUCCUCUUACCUAACUGUCCCUUACCCUUCUUUCCUCCUCAUUGUGGUCUUCAUGCCAGCACCUGUUGCUAUUCAGUUCAUGUUUCUUUUUCUUUCUGGAUUGACAAUUGA